AUGAUGGAUGUGACGACGCUCUACUUCCUGCCCAUGCGCUUCGCGUGGGUGGCCAAGAGCAUGCCUGGUCCUGGCUGGAUGAUGAAGCUCGCCAAUUACGUGCCGCUCAAGCGCAAGAACAAGGAGAGUAUCAAGCAGAUGUUCGCGGCCUGCCAUGAGCGUCUCGCGAGUCAGUGGAGCGUGAUCGUUUUCCCCCAGGGCACGCGCAACCGAACGACGUUCCUGCCGUUCAAGGACGGCGCAUUCGAGAUAGCGACAACAUCCAAGGCUCGCGUUGUCCCCCUCACAAUUGUGAUCCCCGACGAUCUUUGGACGUGGAAUCGCCGCGGAGCUUGCAAGCUCAUCGUUCAUGCGCCCCUCGAGGCAUCCAACUCGACCAAGGCCGAGAUCAAGGAUGCCGCAUUCGCAGCCGUUGCAUCCGGCAUGCCCAAACUCAAGUAG
Molecule: messenger RNA, 441 nt
Organism: Saprolegnia diclina VS20
Lineage: Eukaryota; Oomycota; Saprolegniomycetes; Saprolegniales; Saprolegniaceae
Exons: 3
Coding region: 1-441 (146 amino acids)
Biological process (GO): phosphatidic acid biosynthetic process
Molecular function (GO): 1-acylglycerol-3-phosphate O-acyltransferase activity
Source: RefSeq, a predicted model, not a curated record